AUGGGUAUAAAAACUGGGAUGUUCACAGUAGCAAUUGUAGACUCAGAAGAAACCUUCUACAUUUACAAUGAUAAUGCUGAGAUCUGCGCUGCUUCUUGCUGGACUACUGAACCUCCAGGUUUUAGAGAUUUGGUAUCUGAUAGUUACUCAGAGACUCACUACCUCCCAAAUGGUGCACCAAUAACAAUCAUCUCUGACAAUAAGGACCAUUGCUAUUAUCAGGGUCAUGUGAAGGAUGACAAUGACUCACUUGUCAGCGUUAGUGUAUGCAGCGGGAUAAGUGGAGUAAUAUUGACACAAGGACUCAGGAUUCUGAUAGAUCCCUUAAAGAACACGGAUCACGAAGAACAUGUUGUGUAUUUAGAUCAAGAGGAGACCCCAAGAGUUUGUGGAGUGACAAAUAACAUCUGGACAGAAGAUGAACUACUAAAAUCACAAACCAUCAACGAUUCUGAGAAACAAGAAUUAUUCACAUCACAGAAAUAUGUCCAGCUUUAUAUAGUAGCAGAUAAAUCAAUGUUCACAAAAUACAACAGCACAGAAGCUGUCAAAAAGAAAAUUUUUGAGAUUGUUAAUUAUGUCAAUAUGGUAUACAAAUCUAUAAAUACUUUUGUGGCUUUGAUUGGCUUUGAAAUCUGGGAUGCCAACAAUCAAAUUGAAGUACACACCUCAGCAUCAAUUACUCUGGAUAGAUUCUAUAAAUGGAGAAAAAACAAUCUUCUACCUAGAAAAUUACAUGACAAUGCACAGUUACUCACGAAUACAGACUUUGAAGGCCCAACUGUGGGAAUGGCUUAUAUUGGAACCAUGUGUAGUGAUUUAUCUACCGGAAUUAUCCAGGAUCACAGUAAGAUAUCAACCUCAGUUGGUGCCACAUUAGCUCAUGAGAUGGGACACAAUUUGGGGAUGAACCACGAUGACAGUUCCUGUGGCUGUUCUGCUACUUCUUGCAUCAUGUCACCCACCAUCACUUAUACUACACCAAGCCUGUUUAGCGCCUGCAGUCUCCAGUACUUCAAUCAAUUUAUUCGGAGUAAAUUACCAAAGUGUUUGUUGGAUAAGCCGCAACCAAAUGACAUCCAGGCUUCACCUGUGUGUGGGAAUAAAUUCACAGAGAUUGGAGAGGACUGUGACUGUGGCACAAAGGAGGAAUGUACCAAUGAGUGUUGUGAUGCAGCUACUUGCAAGUUGAAACCAGAUGCAAAGUGUGCAGAGGGUGAAUGCUGUGUGAAUUGCCAGGUUGUAAAAGCUGGAGUUGUUUGCAGACCAAGCAAGGAUGAUUGUGAUCUGCCAGAUAUGUGUGAUGGAAAUUCUCCUGUUUGCCAGACUGAUCACUUACAGGUCAAUGGUUUCCCCUGCAGUAAUGGCAAAGGAUAUUGCUACAAUGGGAAAUGUCCAAACAUGCUGAGUCAAUGCGUAACACUAUGGGGACAGAGUGAGUCACAUUUAUUAUAG
Bombina bombina (fire-bellied toad) is the source of this 1455-nucleotide messenger RNA. Its product is annotated as zinc metalloproteinase-disintegrin-like VLAIP-A. The record is from RefSeq and is a predicted model, not a curated record. Gene Ontology annotation, molecular function: metalloendopeptidase activity. Gene Ontology annotation, biological process: proteolysis. Gene Ontology annotation, cellular component: plasma membrane. The transcript has 12 exons. Lineage: Eukaryota; Metazoa; Chordata; Amphibia; Anura; Bombinatoridae. Bases 1 to 1455 code for a protein of 484 amino acids.